CCGUCCUAUAAGGGUCAGUUACACCUGAAGCUGCUCCUCAGUUUAGAGGACAGGGCAGGCUGUGCGCUCAGGGUCCACUCGGCACUACUUGGACAAGCAUCAAGCAGAGAUGGCUGCAACUUCUGCUCAAUCGAUAGGGAGCCUGCCGAGCGGCUUGGGGAUAUGUACUACAGCCCCUGAUAUUUUUUACCUGCCCGAACUGGUGUUCGGUGGUUUGGUUUGGAUCCUCGUGGCAUCAACCCACGUUUCCCCACCGAACCCCCUGGGAUGGGUGAUGUUCGUCUCCGUCUUCUGCUUCGUCAUGACCUUCCUGUGGAUGAUCAUCUUCGGUGCCGGGUGUCACAACAGCAGUCCUGGUUGGGCCGCCGCUGACUUUGUUUACCACGGCUUGGCGGUGCUCUUCUACCUGAGUGCUGGGGUGGACUUGGCUUUCAUCACAAUCUUGAGUAAAACUGGAAACUUACGGAUCUACCAGAUUAACAUCUCUGCUGUGGUGUUUGCUUUCGCCACCACGCUGCUCUACUUCAUCCACGCCAUCCUCUCCGCCAUCCGGUGGAAGCAUUUCUGAAAAGCGACUUACAGACCUGCCAGAGCUGCCCCCCUGCAUCUGCUGGCCUCAAUGUUUUUGCUCAUGUCAGUGUGUGCGUGCGUGCGUGUGUGUGUGUCACAUUUAACACUCCUUAUACUCACAUCAACACUCAGUGGCUUUUUCUCAUUUAUUUACAAUGUCAUCAGAAAAGCUGUCGAACCAACACGCAUCACAUGACCGGGCGCAUACUGAAGCUGUAGUUUCUUAUUUUGUUUGUUUUAACUAUGUUUCAUUAAGUAGGAUGAGGGGGGAACCGGAGCCACAACAUUUAGAGCAGGCACAAACAAAGCGAUAGUAGGGAAAGAGCUUGUAAUUCCAUUAUCCGAAAAGAAAUUGUAUUGUUCAACGACACGUCUUUGAGAGCCAUCGAUCACUGAAGAGAUAUUGAGUUUUUAUCAUUGUUUCACUGUCAUUGUUAUCUUAAUUACCAUGAUUUCUAUCAUGAUGCAUGUAUAAUCAUUGGAAAAGAAACGGAGGACAGAGGGAAGUCACAACUUCAAACUGAAGAAGCUAUCAUUGUCGUCAAUAUACUGUGUUACAGCAAACAACAAGGUUUGACAAUAAUAUAUUUUUUAGAUUUAUUGUAACUCAUUGAGACCAUUUCAGACUGCAGUUUUUAACCAUAUGUAAUGGAAAAUGAACUAGCCGUAACCCAAAAGCAUGGAAAAUAAUCUACAGUUGUCUAGUUUUUAAUUGGUUUUACAGGAUAUCAGUGUUUGACUCUAACAAUCUGGAUCUUUGACAGAAAAAUCUAAAGGAUUUUAGUCGGGCAAAUCUCCACUAUACUCAUUAAGUAUUCCACGUGUCUCAAAGGAGAGAUAGAGAUGUGCCUGUUUUUGGAAUAUGCUGACUUUAUGUUUAGGACAUGACUCUGUCUUAGAAUGCCUGAGAACUCAGAUUUCUUGCUUUUUUAUUAUCCCACUGCUGUAGGAAGAGCCAAAGAACAAAAAAUAAAUGAAUAAAAAGUUAAAAACUCACUUUUGCUUGUUGGUAUCUAAAUUCAGACGUUUUACCUGAAAUAGAAAUUAUUAUAGUAUUAAUUUUCAAAUAACAUAAAUUUUGGGUUGUGAACAAAGGAUUUUUU
Menidia menidia (Atlantic silverside) is the source of this 1673-nucleotide messenger RNA. The record is from the annotation of a GenBank genome assembly. NCBI's taxonomy places the organism in Eukaryota, Metazoa, Chordata, Actinopteri, Atheriniformes, Atherinopsidae.